Messenger RNA from Lingula anatina, 1484 nucleotides. Its product is annotated as CDK-activating kinase assembly factor MAT1. Gene Ontology annotation, cellular component: transcription factor TFIIH holo complex. Gene Ontology annotation, biological process: regulation of transcription by RNA polymerase II; nucleotide-excision repair; positive regulation of cyclin-dependent protein serine/threonine kinase activity. Lineage: Eukaryota; Metazoa; Brachiopoda; Lingulata; Lingulida; Lingulidae. Gene Ontology annotation, molecular function: cyclin-dependent protein serine/threonine kinase activator activity. The record is from RefSeq and is a predicted model, not a curated record.
GCGAUCCGUCUUGCUGGCCAGCGCCAUCUAUUGUUCUUGGUGACCAAAUCCGCAUUUUCAACAAGAACAUGACUAUCUCAAACAUCGUGUGGUCAUCGUAACUUUCGUUAGGUCAAAAUGGAAGACCAGUACUGUCCUAGAUGUAGGACGACUAAAUAUAGAAACCCGUCACUGAAGUUGAUGGUGAACAUUUGUGGACACACACUGUGUGAGACAUGUGUGGACUUACUUUUUAUCCGUGGCUCUGGUGCAUGCCCGGAGUGUGGCACAGCAUUAAGGAGAAAUGACUUCAGACUCCAGCUGUUUGAAGACCCUCUGGUGGAAAAGGAAGUAGAUAUUAGGAAGAAAAUUCUAAAAGAUUUCAACAAAAAAGAAGAGGACUUUGAGUCACUGCGAGAGUAUAAUGACUACCUUGAGGAAAUAGAAACAAUAAUAUUUAAUCUAGUCAAUGGUGUAGAUACAGAGGCAACCAAAAGAAAGAUAGAGCAAUAUAAGAAAGUAAACAGAGAAAGCAUCACAAAGAACAGGUCAAAGCUGAGCAAAGAUGAAGAGUUAAUAGAGUAUUACUUGGAACAUGAGAGAGUGGAGGCAGAGGCCAGAAAACAACAGCAACUUCUGGAGGAGGUGGAGGAAAAGAGGAAGAAGAAGAAAGAUAAAGAAUCUUUAAUAGAUGAUUUGAUGUUUUCUGACAUGCCUGCCUCCAUGAUCAUUGCAAGUCACAAGGAGCACACAGCAAUAACAAGGGCAGAGGAAUCUAAGAACAUACCAAAACAAGCAGCCACAGCUUUCUCUACUGGCAUCAAAGUGGGUCAUGGUCACCACAAUGUGUUUGUUCCCAUACCCAAGGUUGAGGGUAUUCUGUACAGUUACACCCCGCUAGUCAUGGAUACCUGUGGUCCACCAGUACCAGACUUGGAACAUACAGGAUACCUGGCAAAUGUUCCACAAGCAUCAAGCACCCAGCAAGCAGGUGGCUUCCAGGCCAUAUACAGCUGCCAGAGGGCGCUCCAGGAGGCACUCUGUGGACUUUUCUUCCAGUGUGAUGUCUCUCCAUCUCCUGCGCCCAGUUCAAGUAGUAGUGACAGUCAUGCUGACAUGGACAUUGGAUGAUCUUCACUUUCGUGACAGAUGCUACUAAAAUGUUGCAUGAAGUUAGGAAAUUGAAAAUGGCGCCAAUGAAAAAUGCAGACUUCAAGUUUACACCUUAUGUUGAUAACAGUUCAUUUUUUGUCAAUAUAUUUAUAUAAGACAGUUUCCUUCUAUUAUAAUUGUUCGUUUUGUUUGUAGCAGUAUUAGGAGCCAAACUUGUAGUUUUUGAGUUAAAUGUUAACUCACCAAGAAGACAUAAAUGUGCAAAAAGGACUUUCUCAGUCUUUGAAAGUAAAUGCUACAACAGUAGGAGACGAGUACAUUGUAAACAUUCAGGGGCGGAUUUAGGCCGUCUUCUGGGUCUUCUAGAAGACGGUCAGAUUUUCAAGUUUACA